UGCACAACUCAAUAUUUACAGUAGUUCCAUUACUACUUUUGACUAAAACUUAAGUAGUUGGUUUUAGGACCUAAACUUGGCACAAAUAGUAAGGGAAUUUGUAUUUGGUAGAUUAUUCCUUUUUUAUAACAAUGCUUCUGGGCAAUAAAUCGUAUACCAUUGGAAAGCCUGUUCAUUUACCUUUUAAAUGGUGCCAUAUUUGUAAGGACCACUUAGCAUAUUUUUCUUUAAGGCCAAGUUAUGAACAGAGAAAUAACAGCGCCUGCUGGAGUCACAGCCUUUGUGCGAUGAACAGUAGAGCUGAGAUGUGGGUUGUACACAUGAAAAACUUGCCAAAUACAGCUUAUUCUGUUGUUGCUACUGACACUUGUUUUGAGUUUUUAACACCCAUAGGUGCUGCCAAAUCAUGUGCCUGGUAUAAGAUUUAUUUCCAAGAAGCAUUGUUACAAAGAAAAAAUCUAAAGUAUACAAAUUUUUUACAUUUUGUGCCAAGUAUGUUUCUUUUCUCAUUUUGUUUUUACUUGUUUAGCUUUAUCAAACUGUAAAGUGAGUCACAAAUGUUUUAUAACUUCUGCUCACAUCAGGUCACCCUAAAGCCAAAGCUUUCAUCACUCAUGGUGGUGCAAAUGGGGUUUAUGAGGCCAUCUAUCACGGUGUUCCCAUGGUGGGAAUCCCCAUGUUUGCUGAACAACCAGACAACAUGGUGCACAUGAAGGCCAAAGGAGUUGCAGCUAACGUUGACUUUAACUCCAUGACAAUUGAGGAUCUCAGAAAUGCAAUCAACACGGUCAUCAAUGACGAAUC
This is a messenger RNA of Austrofundulus limnaeus, 804 nucleotides long. RefSeq names its product UDP-glucuronosyltransferase 2B10. NCBI's taxonomy places the organism in Eukaryota, Metazoa, Chordata, Actinopteri, Cyprinodontiformes, Rivulidae. Gene Ontology annotation, molecular function: glucuronosyltransferase activity. The record is from RefSeq and is a predicted model, not a curated record.